GAUGAAGAGCAGUGAAUGCAGGAAUCGGUGUACCCGAUCAAACCAGUGGUCUAUGUUGUCCAAUAUCCUGUCUCCAAUAGUGAAAGAGGAACCACGUGUCUUCAGAGAGCAGCCCUCCAUUUCCCCAUCCCCCGACACAACGUGGCCACCUUCAGUGUUCUCGCUGGGCAGAAGUACAGUACCCAGGCAACUGAGACCAAAGAAGAGGAACCCCUGCACACUAUCAUCAGCAAUUCAGAGAACGUGAAAGGAGAAGCCUCCAAACAUGAGUUCCAGGCAGAGACGAAGAAGCUGUUGGACAUUGUGGCACGUUCCUUGUACUCUGAGAAGGAGGUGUUUAUCCGGGAGCUGAUCUCCAACGGCAGCGAUGCACUGGAAAAGCUGCGUCAUAAGCUGAUGUCUGAAGGGAAAGUCUUACCAGAGAUGGAGAUUCACCUGCAGACAGACAGCGAGAAGGGAACUAUCACCAUCCAGGAUACUGGCAUUGGAAUGACCCAGGAGGAGCUUGCAUCUAAUCUCGGCACCAUUGCUCGAUCUGGCUCAAAGGCAUUUUUAGAUGCCCUGCAAAGCCAGGCAGAGGCCAGUAGUAAGAUCAUUGGCCAGUUUGGAGUGGGCUUCUACUCUGCCUUCAUGGUAGCUGAGAAAGUGGAGGUGUACUCACAAUCUGCGGAGUCCGGAAGCCCUGGCUACCACUGGUCUUCAGACGGCUCAGGAAUGUUUGAGAUCGCAGAAGCCUCUGGUGUCAGAACUGGGACCAAAAUUAUUAUCCAUCUCAAAGAGGAGUGUAAAGAGUUUGCGAAUGAGGACAGAGUCAAAGAGGUGGUGACAAAAUAUAGCAACUUCAUCAGCUUUCCCCUCUACCUCAAUGGGCGACGCAUCAACACUUUACAGGCACUCUGGAUGCUGGACUCCAAGGAGAUUGGUGAAUGGCAGCAUGAGGAGUUCUACCGUUUCAUAGCCCAGGCUUAUGACAAGCCCCGCUACACCCUGCACUACAAGACGGACGCCCCCCUCAACAUCCGCAGCAUCUUUUAUGUACCCGAGAAGAAGCCAUCCAUGUUUGAUGUCAGCAGGGAGCUGGGCUCUAGUGUAGCCCUCUACAGCCGCAAAAUCCUCAUCCAGACCAAAGCCGCUGACAUCCUGCCAAAAUGGCUGCGUUUCCUCAGAGGAGUUGUCGACAGUGAGGACAUUCCCCUGAACCUCAGCAGGGAGCUGCUGCAGGAGAGCACCCUCAUCAGGAAACUCCGGGACGUUUUGCAGAAAAGGCUGAUCAAGUUUUUCAUUGACCAAAGCAAGAAGGACCCUGAGAAAUAUGCCAAGUUCUUUGAGGACUACGGGUUGUUCAUGAGAGAGGGGAUUGUGACUAUAGCAGAGCAGGAUGUCAAGGAGGACAUAGCGAAGCUGCUGCGUUAUGAGUCCUCAGCGCUGCCUGCAGGCCAGCUGACCAGCCUGACUGAAUAUGCCAGCCGCAUGAAGGCAGGGAGCCGGAAUAUCUACUACCUGUGUGCGCCCAAUCGGCACCUAGCUGAGCACUCGCCAUACUUCGAAGCCAUGAAGAAAAAGGAUAUGGAGGUGCUGUUUUGCUAUGAGCAGUUUGAUGAGCUGACGCUCCUGCACCUCCGGGAGUUUGAUAAGAAGAAGCUGAUCUCAGUAGAGACUGACAUCGUUGUUGACCACUAUAAGGAAGAGAAGUUUGAGGAGAGCCGCCCAGCUGCAGAACGCCUGACGGAGAAAGAGGCUGAGGAGCUGAUGGCCUGGAUGAGAAAUGCUUUGGGUUCUCGCAUCACCAAUGUUAAGGUGACUCCACGUCUGGACACCCAUCCGGCCAUGAUCACUGUGCUUGAGAUGGGGGCUGCCCGCCACUUUCUGCGCAUGCAGCAGCUGGCCAAGACCAACGAGGAGCGUGCCCAGAUCCUGCAGCCCACACUGGAAAUAAACACUGGGCAUGCACUGAUCAAAAAACUCGAUCAACUGAGGGUCAGCCAGCCUGACUUGGCCCAGCUGCUGCUUGAUCAGAUUUAUGAGAAUGCCAUGAUAGCAGCAGGACUGAAUGAUGACCCCAGACCUAUGGUGAGCCGUCUAAAUGAGCUCCUUACCAAAGCCCUGGAAAAACACUGAUCCCCAAACUGAUCGAAGGGGCAAGCUCUGUGCCAGGUAUCAGCCGCAGUUCCUUCAAGCACAACUUCCACUGUCAGCUGAUGGAACAGCCGUCUGGUCCCAGACUCCGUACAGUGAGACUAGAAUCUCUGCAGGUCUGCGUGGCACAUGAAUGUGCUCCCAAGUUUCACUUUAGAGAGAGGUUCCAGUUGUAAGUACUGGGCUGUGUAUUACCCUUCCAGAAUGGCAUCAUCCAGCUGAGAUCAAAACCAGGAGAUUAUCGCUAAAAUGAUUUGCCAGGAUUUCUGAGCUUGGCUCCAAAGUUCUAAUUUCAUAUUGAUUCCAGAAACAGUCUUUCCCAAUAGCAAAAUUGACAUCAGGAGUCCACACUAGCUCCAUGAAACAGCCCCAGAUACCCAUUCAGGAAUUUGCCCUUGUACACUGUGGGCUCAGAACACCAGCUUCGGCCGAGCAAAAUGAGUUUGUCACAAAACUUCCACCCAGUGGUUAGCAGGCACCGGGAUAGAUGGUUGCCAUUAACAAACAUAGGUCGGAGUGGUGUGGCAGAUAAGGUAGCUGAGCCACUGGAUAACUGAACUCAUCUCUGUAUCUGGGGAUAUAUUUGACAAGCUCACUUGGCAUUUUGAACAGUUUUUCCAGGGUUUCUGCCUCCCUUGUGGUAUAAUUGGCAUGCCCUAGGUAAUCGCUGUUCUGCUUAUUUAUGUUAAAUAAAUUCUUCAUUUAAUGAUACCUUCA
Molecule: messenger RNA, 2853 nt
Organism: Pelodiscus sinensis (Chinese soft-shelled turtle)
Lineage: Eukaryota; Metazoa; Chordata; Testudines; Trionychidae
Source: RefSeq, a predicted model, not a curated record